This is a messenger RNA of Sporisorium graminicola, 1941 nucleotides long. RefSeq lists its product as uncharacterized. The transcript has a single exon. NCBI's taxonomy places the organism in Eukaryota, Fungi, Basidiomycota, Ustilaginomycetes, Ustilaginales, Ustilaginaceae. Gene Ontology annotation, molecular function: zinc ion binding; DNA binding. Gene Ontology annotation, biological process: DNA-templated transcription. The record is from RefSeq and is a predicted model, not a curated record. The coding region runs from base 1 to 1941 and encodes 646 amino acids.
AUGGUGGGUAGUCACUACGUCGACGACGAGCGCGUCAGGGCUUUCCCUGAGGACAGGCAUUCGCGCGGCAUGCUUUGGUGGCAGGCAGCCAAGAACAUCAUUUGCCGCAAUGCAAGGGUCGAGAAACCGCUCUUACGCAUUCAGUGCCUGCUUCUUUCGACUAUCUUCCAACUCGGCCUUCCAAUCUCUGCUUCCAGCUCCUGGAUUCUUCUCGGCGGUGCCAUUCGGGUCCUGCUCGACGUGGGUGCGCAUCGAAAGCACACGGGAAAGAAGCUGGGCUUGUCCAGAAUCGAAGAGGAGACCUACAAGCGAGUCUUCUGGGUGGCUUACAGUCUCGAUCGCGAAUGUGCUGCGUCGCUCGGAAGACCCAUCAUGCUGCAAGACGAGGACAUUGAUGUGGAGCUCCCCGUGGAGAUCGAUGACGACUAUCUCUUUAACACGCCCGACUCAGAGCCGCUGCCCGCGCAGCCCCAAGACAAGCCCGCUCUCAUCAGCGGCUUCCUCUGCUCCUUACGCCUUGACGAGAUUGUGGGUCGUACGCUCAAGACGGUGUACGCGCUUCACAAGACCAAAAUCCGAUUCGGCAUCAAUUUUAAGGAUUGGGACGAGCGCUUGGUCUCUGAGAUCGACUCAGCGCUCAAUGAUUGGCUCGACACCGUACCACCGCGUCUGCGCUACGAUCCGCACGAGAGCAACGACGAGUGGCUCGUCCAGUCGUCGCUACUUUACUCCAAGUACUACAACUGCCAGCUUCUGGUGCAUCGACCUUUCAUUCCGGCCAAAAGGGGAGCUAGCGAAAGUUCAAUCCUCAACUUCCCUUCGCUUGCCAUUUGCACCAACGCGGCGCGCAGUAUCAGUCACUUGAUCACCAAUCUGAGAGAUCGCGACUUGCAUCAUCAACUCGGCAUUACCGUCGCUUUCCGAUCCGUGUCCGCUAGCAGCAUCUUGCUGAUGGUGGUAUGGGGAGCAAAGCGCAAUGGAGGCAAAGUUUCCAGCUCUGCUUCAAGCGAUCUGCGUCGAUCGAUCGAUGUGCUGCGGGCGAUGGAGGACCAAUGGCAAUUCUGUGGUAAAGCGGUCGACAUUCUCGAAUCAAUCAUGACUUCGACGCACGUCGUUGUGCCGCAAACCGCGUCACAGUCCGAGCAGGGCACCAAGCGACCGCACAACGGCGCUGAAGUGUCGGACGUCAAGGGGGAAGAACCGGACUCGACGGCGGCGGGAGGCGAUUCAUCGGGCAAGCAGACGAAAAAGGCGCCAAGGAAGACCCAAGCAACACAUGUAGGCAGUCGGGAAGGUCAGCCUCUGGCUCCCGAAGCAAGACAUUUGCCACUGUCGAUGCAGCAGCUGGCAAGUCUAACGCCACAAUCGAGUAGCGAGCGAUCGCCAUGCUUGGUGACGCCGGAGAAAAACCCUUUCCCACUUCCGUGCCCCAACAAUGAAGCUCAACCAUUCCAUGCCGAUCUAUUCGGACCCAUAACGCCACAGCCUGCACCACAUGUACGCAUGCCGUCGCAACGCGGCGCUUCCGGCAUUCCGUCAUCGUUAUCUUUUGGUCUCAUGACCCCCUCCUCCGCCGCACACUGGGGUCUUGCUGAAGCAGACUAUCUCAACGGACCGCAUUCGCAAGCAACGUCAUACCAUUCAGUUCCUGCAGUAACCCCUUCGAUCUUUGACAACCUCGGUUUGUGUGGCGGGAUCGAUGAUAUGAGGCGGGCCACUGCGGGCAACAUACCUGACAUGUGGCAGUCUACGUUUUCCAACAACCUUGUUGCAGCUGCCGCAGGGCUCGGCGAUAACGCCACCAGUGGAGGAGGUGGCAUGUUUGGUGGCAGUCUGGAACAGUUUUACGCCACUCAGGGUGGGGGCGGCGAUACUCCGCAGUCGGAUGGUAGUAGUGGGCUGACAAGUUAUGCUUUUGAGUUACUGCUGGAACUUGGAUGA